AAAAAACAAGCAGUUUCCUUAAGUGUAGUUAGUUCCAUGUAAGCCUAAUGACAGCUGUGGUUUAUCUGUUUGAGAGACCUUGUUCAACUCGCUCGGGUGCAUUUUUCAGUGCACAAGUAAAGAAGAUUACCUCCUGCACGUAGUAUCACAUUCGUUUUGUUUUAGUAUGAUCGGUGGCUGGAUGUUGGCUGGAUUCAGUUUGUCAGGAUGAUGGCGGACAGAGUGUUAAAGCACUCAGAGGAGUGUAAAGAUCCUCCUCAGCUCUUUACAUACUAUCAAGGUGACAUCAACGCUGCAGUGGAUGAGCACUUCUUCCGUGCCCUGAAUAAAGCAACCACACCAAAAGACCUCAGUACUAAAGCCAAGGACAGCAAUAGGAUUCCCAAAUCUGAUGUUCCCUCAUCAUCAUGGGCUUCUUCUGGUCUAACAUGGUCUAAGUCCACACACUCUUCCGGCUCCUCAAAUCUGGCCCAGUUGAUAACCAUGAAACCUCCACCUCCAUCCCAGGGAGAUAUUGUGAAUCCUUCAGUACUGUCACCAUCAUCAUCAUCAUCCUCCUCCUCCUCGUCCCUCUGGCCAUGUCCACCCAGACAGGGCACAGCCUUCGAACUGCCUCAAAUACUCUACCAACAGCCCAUGGCUGCUGAGAGCAGUGCCAGCUCUUACCUGGACCUGUUACAAAUGGAUCGGCCAACAGGGGGCAUCAUGAUCUCGCCCUUCUCAAAAUCAGAAACCAGACCAGAGUGGAAUUCUGGGACGACCUUUAAGGAUGGAAGCAGGAUAGGCCUAGAUUCAGGUGUGCCUGUGUCAGAAAUCAGUAAGGAUUUGUACUGGUAUUGAAGAAGCGAUCUCUGGCUCUAUGACGAAAAUAUAUUUUCAGCACAAGACUGUCUGUGUUUGCAUUAUUAUGUAAGCUUAAGAAUGCUGUGGUUUUUGGUCACCUGGAAGAGUGACUCAAACCAUUAUAUUCAUGUUGUCAGACAUUCCUCAGCGAUGAAUGGCAGGUAAUUGCUUGAUUUAGCCUGUGAGCAUGUGCAUAAGCUAUCUUGUAGUAGGUCAUAAGUGAGAAUACCUGACUGCAAAGAGUUCACUUCUCUUAGCUGUUUAAUGGGUGAAUGAGGUUUAAAAUCUAUUUAUAUGAUUUGUAAUACAUUUAUAGUUUUACCAAACUUUCUUUGUGUAUAGUAUUCUGUGUUUUGAACAUUAAUAUUAUUACUAUAGACCAUAAUUUUCCCAAUGCAAAAACUAUAUUGUCAUUUGUCAAGAAAUAUAUUCAUUAAAUUUACUUUUUAAAUGAAACUUUUCUCUUUCAUACCUUGAGGGAUGAACAACCCUUCAAAACCUCAUCAACAAGUGUGUCAAGUCUCUAGAUCAGGUUACACAGAAGGCCAAGUAAAGCUGAUGCAAUGGUAAAAGUGAACUCACAUGAGCAAACCAAAAAUAAAUUUCUUUAAAACUGU
Molecule: messenger RNA, 1460 nt
Organism: Sinocyclocheilus anshuiensis
Lineage: Eukaryota; Metazoa; Chordata; Actinopteri; Cypriniformes; Cyprinidae
Product: transcription cofactor vestigial-like protein 1
Exons: 4
Coding region: 208-840 (210 amino acids)
Biological process (GO): regulation of DNA-templated transcription
Cellular component (GO): nucleus
Source: RefSeq, a predicted model, not a curated record